This is a messenger RNA of Raphanus sativus (radish), 936 nucleotides long. RefSeq lists its product as uncharacterized. Lineage: Eukaryota; Viridiplantae; Streptophyta; Magnoliopsida; Brassicales; Brassicaceae. The record is from RefSeq and is a predicted model, not a curated record. The transcript has a single exon. The coding region runs from base 85 to 696 and encodes 203 amino acids.
UUUUAAGUCCCCUCCCUCCCCCUUAAAGAGAGAUUUGCCCUAAUUUUUGUGGAGAGUAGGCGGCGAUCUUCGAGCUUAGUUCCGAUGAAGACGGUGAUGGGAAGGGUAACGAGUGAGAGACCGAUCAGUCUCUCAAAGGCUGCGACGCUUCUCUCAAGUUUCGUUUCAUCUGAGACAGAGGCCUCUCAAGACGUUGCCGCGUACCUCCGACGCGCCUCCGCUGCCUUCACUGAGCUUAAGAGCUUCCACAGAGAGAUUAGAUCUACUACCAAGCCUGAAUCCGAGGCGAAGGAUGAGAAGAAGAAGAGCAGAGAAGAAGAAGAUGUUGUUGAGGAGGAGGAGAGUGUGAAGUUGGAAGAGGAGGCAGUGAAGAAAGAGAGAAAGAAGAAGAAGAAGAAGAGCAAAGGUGAUGAUGUUGUUGUUGUUGAAGAAAAAGUGGAUGUGAAGUUAGAAGAAGAGCAGAGGAACAAUGAUGAGAGCAAGAAGAAAAAGAAGCACAAGAAGAAGAUCAAAGGUGAAGAGAAGGUGGAUGUGAAGUUGGAAGAAUACCAAAGGAAUGACGAGAAGAAGAAGAGCAAAGGUGAAGAUGUUGCUGAAGAGAAAAAGAAGAAGAAGCGGAAGAGUGAUGGAGAGGUUGGUUCUGAGGAGAAGAAGAAGAGCAAGAAGAAGAGGAAAUCAAAGGAGAUUGAUGCUUGAAGUUGCUUUCUUUUGUCAUCUUUUGGAGACCAAUUUUUGUAGGCUUAAGAUGUUCCUUAUUGACAAUUAAGAUUGAUAAAAAGAUUUGAUUUUGUGGAACUCUCUCUCUCUCUCUGUUAUAAGUUAGUGUUGUUUUUUUGGUAUUGUGAUUAUGGCCUUCUUUGCCGUUACUAUAUUUGGAAGACUCUUGAAUGCAAAAGUCAGCAAGUUUUUAAUACAAAAAUCUGUUCUGUUUAGGCA